Molecule: messenger RNA, 1045 nt
Organism: Coregonus sp. 'balchen'
Lineage: Eukaryota; Metazoa; Chordata; Actinopteri; Salmoniformes; Salmonidae
Source: the annotation of a GenBank genome assembly
AUGCACUACUCCGACUACCGGUCCUCCAACCCCACAGGGGGCGCUACCUCCGUCAGCAGCAGUGCUGGAGGAUCAGGGGCCACAGCCAGCGGAGGAGGCCCUCCAGGCCCAGGGCCCCUCUCCACCCCUGGCCGCCCCAGCUGCUACGACCCCCGGCCCCCCUCCAGACUGUCCCACAACAGCUAUGCCCAGUUUAACACCUUCACCCGGGCUGGGCAGAGCCAGCAGCCCCCUCCCAAUCCCCCGCCUCAGACCAGCGACUUCCCUGGGGACUGCAGCCUGUUGGACUCCUCUCAACUGGCCUACGACAACUACGGCUAUCCCUCUCACCCCUAUACCCCUUACCGCAUGGGCUUCGCCCCGCCCACUCUGGCUCCCUUGGAAGCCGGGCCAUCCUAUGAGAUGUACGGGGUGGGGUCGGGGGUGGGGCCUGUGCCGGUGGUGGGGCCUGGUGUGGGGGUGGUGCCUGGGGCAGCAACGUCAGGGUCAGAGACUGGACUGGGGAAGUAUGGAAGCUCUACCCGCUUCUCCUAUACCUCGCAGCAUUCUGACUACGGCCACAGAGGACACACACAGAGGAUGCAGACACAUGUGUGAGAUACAGUACAUUCUCACGUAGAGGGUGAGGGUGCAUUCUCAUACACACUGUCAUUCAGACACACACACACACAUUCGCAUUCUCAAACAUACACACAUAAACACGUGUGAGCUUACACACACACACACAGAGAGACACACAUGCAGGCACACACACACAGACACACACACACACACAGGAGUUAGAAUUUGCUCACAAGACAGGGAGUGUAUGAGAAAGAGAGAUAGUCCAGAUCAGUGGACAAUGGAGAGUAUCCCAGUGAGACAGGGAGGGGAAUUCCUUGUAAUCUAGAAUUCCCACACUCCCAGUGUUCAAUUCUUCGCUCUGAAAGAGCAGAAAGCGAAAGUCACAAUCAAGACCAGAGAAAACAGGACUAGAGAGAACAAGAGAUCUUUAGAUGUUAAUUAUCUAAAUAAAUAGCAUAAGUGCUAUGAAUUUAGAUUGUAA